CAAGCAAUUACAGUUCAGCAGCCGUCCCACAUGACAAUGGAGUCCCAAGGCACAAGGAGAGAAAGUCGGGUCCGCCCCAGUCAUUCAGUCAGUCCAGUCCCUUGGUCAAAAGUGCCCAACUAAACAACGGUACCAUCCGUGCUAAAGACAGGACGGCCUUUUCGAUGGACAACAGAUCAACCGGACCAGCACACUUACUCGACGCUCACCUGCCGUAGCAAGCAGAACGGUCACCGCUUACCUCUGUUCGCAUUCUAUCUCUACAGAGACCUGCGCGCUGGCGACAUAAUACCACCUAAGGUACCAAGUGAAAUUAUGUCUUGGCAGGGUUCUGGCUUUCUCUAAUUUCCGACAAUUUGUUCGCCGAACUUCCCGCCGACCAGACGACGACGGACUACCUACCUACCACGCAACAACACCUACCACGUACAAUUACCCGACAACCCAGUCUAACCUGGAAAGGGAGUGGAAGCAUCUGCAGCGGCAGCAGCAACGGAGCAGAUAGAGCCAGCCAGACAAGAUCUCGACACAUUGGCCAAAGAUGUCUCUUGACUUGGAAAAACACCUCACCUUUUAUGGUGCAUACCACCACAACAAGGUCAACAUUGGCAUCCACAUGAUCUGCGUGCCCUUGAUCCUCUUCUCGGGCUUCACAAUUGCAUCAAACACGGGUCCUCUGUUCCAUCUGCCCAGCUGGCUAGUUAUCCCGCACCUUGAGCCAACGCUCGGCACACUGGCCGCCCUCACAUGGGGAGGCCUGUACCUGCUCCUCGAGCCAGUUGCCGGUACGCUCUUGGCCAUAAUAUGCCUGGGAGCCGCCGCGACUGGCAACCACCUCGUCGAGGUCGACGCUGAGACCACGACCAAGGCCGCCAUUGCCGUCCACGUUGUCUCCUGGAUUCUUCAGUUCAUCGGCCACGGCACCUUCGAGGGUCGUGCCCCGGCACUGCUCGACAACCUCGUGCAGGCCGUUUUCCUCGCGCCCCUCUUCGUCUGGCUCGAGCUUUUAUUCUCCCUGGGAUACCGCCCUGAGCUCCAGGCUCGGGUUGAAAAGGCCGUUCAGAAGGAGAUCGCCAAGUUCAAGUCGAGCAAAGAUGCCAAGAACGGCAAGGCGAACUGAUAUUGCCUCUGUAUCUGGGCAGCUUACCUUGUCGCAGACGGUAGAAGGAAUAGGAUACCGGCCGACUCAACUGGGGCCAACCACGGCCCUGGCAGAGGCACGCAUUACUUAGAAGAUGGCUUCUUUCGAGGAUUGACUUGGCUACAGACUUGUCGGGCUCGACCUCCAUGACACAGACUCUCGACUGGUCUCUUGAUCUUGCGUUUUGGACUUGACUGGUUAGAGGCAGUGGAUUACCUUUCCAGAAUCACUGGCUUUGUAUUCGGGGAAUGAGCAGCUGCAUGCGACAUGCAGGUGCUGUGCAGCGACUCUGCAUACGCAUGCGGUUCGCCCACCCCCGGCAACCAUUGAUUUGGAUAUAAGCUUCGAGACAUGGCAAGGUGCCCUGUGACACGGCUCUCGGCAGAUCUUGGCGAUAGAUGGUUUUCUCCGAGAAAGAAGUCAUAUCGAGCGGGAACAGUCAUGAUAUGAAUGAAGGUGUGGUGUAACGUAGGGCGUCUCGCUGCAGCACUUUGAUAGUACAUUCCUGCCAAGAAUGGAACAGAAAGAAGAGAAAUGAUACACAACAGUCACUUCCCGAGUUUAGGGCCGCCCUAUACUGAAGCCACUUUGCAGGCAUCAC
Pyricularia oryzae 70-15 is the source of this 1742-nucleotide messenger RNA. RefSeq lists its product as uncharacterized. The transcript is spliced from 3 exons. The coding region runs from base 542 to 1120 and encodes 192 amino acids. The record is from RefSeq and is a predicted model, not a curated record. Gene Ontology annotation, biological process: sphingoid catabolic process. Lineage: Eukaryota; Fungi; Ascomycota; Sordariomycetes; Magnaporthales; Pyriculariaceae. Gene Ontology annotation, cellular component: endoplasmic reticulum.